GGCUGAGCUCUUCCUGCGGCGGUGCAAAACAGACUGGCGGAUCUGAGGAACGGAGAAUUGCAGUUUCUGGGUGGAAGAAGCAAACCCAGUGAUGGCCUCGGCUCCUAUAGCACCUUACAACUCCAGUCCUCUGGGGAACAGCUCCAGCCCAAACGCGUCGAGAGAGAGCCUGAAGAUGGAGCCACUGGCAGAUGUUGCCAUGCUGCCGGGAGAAGAGAGAGUGAUCGAUAAAGACAUCAUCUACAUCUGCCCUUUUAAUGCUGCAGUCAAAGGAAAGGUGUUCAUCACCAACUACAGACUCUACUUCAAGAACACUGACUCAGAGACGCCAGUUAUCCUGGAUGUGCCAUUAGGUGUUAUAAGCCGUGUAGAGAAGAUGGGCGGAGCCUCCAGUCGAGGAGAGAACUCCUAUGGGCUUGAAAUCACCUGCAAGGACAUGAGGAACCUGCGAUUUGCUCUGAAGCAAGAAGGCCACAGUCGAAGAGACAUCUUCGAGAUUAUUUUCAAAUAUGCUUUCCCACUGUCUCAUGGAAUGCAACUCUUUGCCUUUCUGAGUCAGGAGAAGUAUGAGGAGAAUGGCUGGAACGUUUAUGAGGCCAUGGAAGAGUACAGGAGGCAGGGUGUACCCAAUAGUGAGUGGAGGGUCACUUUCAUCAAUAAGAACUACGAGCUGUGUGACACCUAUCCCACAAUUCUUGUUGUUCCAUACAAGGCCACAGAGGAAGAUCUUAAAAGAGUCGCUACCUUCCGCUCCCGCUGCCGCAUCCCGGUGUUGUCGUGGUUCCAUAAAGAGAACCAUGCUGUGAUCACGCGGUGUAGCCAGCCUUUGGUGGGAAUGAGCGGCAAGCGCAACAAAGAUGAUGAACGUUAUUUGGACCUAAUCCGUGAGGCCAAUGGUACCACCAAACUCACCAUCUAUGACGCCAGGCCUAAUGUCAAUGCUGUGGCAAACAAGGCCACAGGAGGGGGUUAUGAGGGCGACGAUGCAUAUCAGAACGCUGAGCUUGUCUUUCUGGACAUCCAUAAUAUCCAUGUCAUGAGGGAGUCACUGAAGAAGUUAAAGGACAUUGUCUACCCCGGUGUGGAGGAGUCUCAUUGGCUCUCCAGCCUGGAGUCCACCCACUGGCUAGAGCAUAUUAAGCUGGUGCUAUCAGGGGCCAUUCAGGUGGCUGAUAAGGUGUCUUCUGGGAGCUCUGUGGUGGUGCACUGCAGUGACGGCUGGGACCGCACAGCUCAGCUCACCUCUCUGGCCAUGCUGAUGCUGGAUUCAUACUACAGGACUCUCAGGGGCUUCCAGGUGCUGCUGGAGAAGGAAUGGAUCAGCUUUGGACACAAGUUCGCUUCAAGAAUCGGCCAUGGAGACAAAAACCAUGCCGAUCAGGACAGGUCACCUAUCUUUGUGCAGUUUAUUGACUGCGUGUGGCAAAUGACUAAACAGUUCCCAACAGCAUUUGAGUUUAAUGAACGUCUCCUAGUGGUAAUCUUGGAUCACCUGUACAGCUGCCGCUUUGGCACUUUCCUCUACAACUGUGAGAGUGCCCGUGAAAGCAAUAACGUUCGGGUGAAGACGGUGUCUCUGUGGUCUUUUGUCAAUCGUGACACAUCCUUGUAUAUAAACCCCUUCUACACACCAGAGUCCAGUUGCGUGCUUUACCCUGUAGCCAGCAUGCGCCACCUAGAGCUUUGGGUGACUUAUUACAUCAGGUGGAACCCUCGCAUACAACACCAGCAACAGAGUCCAGUGGAGCAGCGCUAUAAGGAGCUACUGGCAUUGAGGGAUCAGUACCUGAAGAAACUGGAGGAACUGCAGCUCUCAGACUCCGCCCCCUCCUCCACCCACUUGACAAACCGCUCCACCCCCAAUGCUGCCACGCCCAAUCAGCACAUCACACACUUACAGACACCGUUUUGAUCCCACUCACAAAACUGUUACAGACGUUGGACAUUUGUACAUAGCAAAAGUGAUAAUUAUGGUAACACAAUUAGUAGUGAUGUCGACGAUAACGAGUAACAAAACAAUUAUGCAAUAAACCACAGUACGGCCUUCAUCA
Sinocyclocheilus rhinocerous is the source of this 2051-nucleotide messenger RNA. Its product is annotated as myotubularin-like. NCBI's taxonomy places the organism in Eukaryota, Metazoa, Chordata, Actinopteri, Cypriniformes, Cyprinidae. Gene Ontology annotation, biological process: muscle cell cellular homeostasis; mitochondrion distribution; phosphatidylinositol dephosphorylation. The record is from RefSeq and is a predicted model, not a curated record. The transcript has 15 exons. Gene Ontology annotation, cellular component: membrane; cytoplasm. The coding region runs from base 92 to 1912 and encodes 606 amino acids. Gene Ontology annotation, molecular function: phosphatidylinositol-3,5-bisphosphate 3-phosphatase activity; phosphatidylinositol-3-phosphate phosphatase activity.